UCAUCUGAAGACAAUUGCUCCCAAAAGGAAAGACACAGAGGACUGGAAAACCCAAGCAUUCUGCCUCUGUCCCCCACUAACAAACAUAGACCUGCCCGAUAGCAGUCAGGGCUACAGCGACGGCUCCCUGCCUUCCAAGCAGCCUGGCUCCAUGGAGGAGCAGGAAGACAACUUUGUGCUUUCCCUCGGAGCCAACACCAGCAAGUGCAGCCCUGAGACUAACCAAACACGGGCUCCAACAUGCUGGUCAGGAGCAACCAGGGGUGGCCCAGAGGUGGUGAUUGUACCGGUGCUUUUUGGCUUGAUUUUCCUCCUGGGAAUGGUGGGAAACACAUUGGUGUUGGUUGUUUUGGGGCGCCUCCGGCCUGGGGGACGCCCAUCACGCAGUGCUACCAAUAUCUUCAUCCUGAACUUGAGCGUUGCAGACUUCUCCUUUCUGCUCUUCUGCGUUCCCUUCCAGGCCACCAUCUACUCCCUGCCAGAGUGGAUCUUUGGUGCCUUCUUUUGCAAAUGGGUUCACUACUUGGCCAUGGCAACAAUGCUGGUCAGCAUCUUUACUCUGGUGGCUAUGUCUGUGGACAGAUACAUUGCUGUGGUCCAUGCCAAGCGUUCAUCCUGCAUCCGCAGCAAGCGCAACGCUGCCCUCGGCGUAGGUGUCAUUUGGCUGCUGUCUCUACUCAUUGCCAUCCCUGUAGCCCAGCACCAGGCCCUCAUGAGUGGUCAUCAGCAAGCACCCAACAGCUCCUUCUGCUGGGAGCACUGGGCAGAUGGUUCAACAGCCAAGCAGAUGUACAAGAUUACCAUCCUGCUGGUGGGAUACCUCCUGCCCCUGGUGCUCAUCACCUGCUGCUAUGCCAAGGUUUUAUACCAUCUCCAUACGAAAGUAAAGAACAUCUCCAAGAAGUCAGAGAGAUCAAAGAAGAAGACAGCGCAGACAGUGCUUCUCGUGGUUGCUGUGUUCCUGCUCUCCUGGCUGCCACACCACGUCAUCACGAUGUGGGCAGAGUUUGGGCAGUUUCCCCUGAACAACAUCUCCUUCACGUUCCGCAUCAUCUCUCACUGCUUAGCCUACGGGAACUCUUGCAUCAACCCCAUCAUUUACGCUUUCCUCUCGGAAAACUUCCGCAAGGCCUGCCGGCAAGUCUUUACCUGCAAGUUCUUCCUGCGGCCAGUUCCCACUGAGAAACUGGUCAGAAUACGCAUGGAGAACUUCUCUACCACACACUCGACCACCAACAUGUAAAUUGGGCUCAUAAAUACAUUUCAGGAGAAAGAGGAGGGGAAAGGGUGCUGUCUGGGUAGAACAGCUAUACAAGUGCAUUUCAGGGAGAGGCACAGCCUGCAAAAAUGUGGACUUUGUCAGAUUACCAGAGUGGUAGGAGGCAUUUUUCCAUCUGGCUGUUAGGACACUUGACAUAGCUUGGCCUAGGGUACCUUCCUAGGCACUGGGCUGCAUGCAACAGAAGUACCUGAAUGUCCUUGUAGUGCCCGUAAGAUAGAACUCGUAUGCAGUUGUAGUUAUGUCCAUAAAAUCUAAAACUAAGAGUUACACAGAAGGUAGAACAUGAACAGCCAAGAAAAGAGCAGUUAUUUAUGUGUGUAGACGGUCAUUAGGAUGUAAGCAAUGAGUGAUGUGACAUUUAGAGAGUAUUGAAAAGCAGUUUGGGAAAACUCAAACUAAAAAGUCUUUGAAUAUGUCUUUGUUUCUUAAACACGUUUGACCACGUGGGAGAGACAUCUAUUUUUAGCUCGCUAGCUGUAAUAAAGUCUCUAAAUCUCCUUGAAGGCUUUGCUAUAGUAUUUACCUAUUGGGUAGCAAAACCUUUCACGUGACACGUCAGUGAUGUGGAUGUCUGCAUUUGGUGGCUCUGUAUCAGUUUAUAUGUCCCAGGGUGUGAAUGUCUGUGUGCUCCUGAAUGUAAUUACUGCUGUUAAUCACUGGCUCCAGUAACUGUCUCUUUGUGAGCAACAGUACGAAAAUUGUAUUUCUCAAUAUAUGUUUAAAAAAA
This is a messenger RNA of Chroicocephalus ridibundus (black-headed gull), 2009 nucleotides long. Its product is annotated as galanin receptor type 1-like. Gene Ontology annotation, biological process: G protein-coupled receptor signaling pathway. Gene Ontology annotation, cellular component: plasma membrane. Lineage: Eukaryota; Metazoa; Chordata; Aves; Charadriiformes; Laridae. The transcript is spliced from 3 exons. The record is from RefSeq and is a predicted model, not a curated record. Gene Ontology annotation, molecular function: G protein-coupled receptor activity. The coding region runs from base 152 to 1243 and encodes 363 amino acids.